Messenger RNA from Melospiza georgiana, 782 nucleotides. Its product is annotated as glutathione S-transferase-like. Lineage: Eukaryota; Metazoa; Chordata; Aves; Passeriformes; Passerellidae. The record is from RefSeq and is a predicted model, not a curated record. Gene Ontology annotation, biological process: glutathione metabolic process; xenobiotic metabolic process. Bases 117 to 782 code for a protein of 221 amino acids. Gene Ontology annotation, molecular function: glutathione transferase activity. The transcript is spliced from 7 exons.
UGGCAAUACUUGCUGUGGGAGGGGCUAUAGAGAUAUAUGAUCUGAAGACAGAACAGCUGACAGCUUAGAGUGAGUUCCACUGUGCACAAGAUACCAGGGAAUCAGGAGGUGGAAACAUGUCUGGAAAACCCAGGCUGCACUACUUCAAUGGACGUGGCCGCAUGGAACCAAUUCGGUGGCUCCUGGCAGCAGCUGGGGUUGAGUUUGAAGAAUCUUACCUGGAAAAAAAGGAGGAUCUGACAAAGUUACAGAAGGAUGGAUCCCUGCUCUUUCAGCAAGUGCCAAUGGUAGAGAUCGAUGGGAUGAAGCUGGUGCAGACCAGAGCCAUUGCCAACUACAUAUCAACCAAGUACAACCUCUACGGGAAGGACGUGAAGGAGAGAGCCCUAAUUGAUAUGUACGUGGAAGGAAUGUUCGAUCUAAAUAUGUUACUCCUGAAAUAUGGCUACUUACCCCCAGGCAAAAGGGACGAAAAUUUUGCAAAUAUGAUGGACAAGGCUGAAAACAGAUACUUCCCAGCCUUUGAGAAGGUUUUGAAAGACCAUGGAAAAGACUUUCUGGUUGGCAACCAGCUGAGCAGGGCAGAUGUUCAAUUACUUGAAAUCAUUUUAAUGGCAGAGGAGUGCAAAUCUGAUAUACUUGCCAAAUUUCCUCUCUUGCAGAGUUUCAAAGCAAGAAUAAGCAAUAUCCCCACAAUAAAGAAAUUCCUGCAGCCUGGCAGCCAGAGGAAACCACGAAUAACAGAGGAAGAGUUACCCAGUGUGAUCAAAAUUUUCGACUGA